Messenger RNA from Helobdella robusta, 1953 nucleotides. RefSeq lists its product as hypothetical. Gene Ontology annotation, cellular component: plasma membrane. NCBI's taxonomy places the organism in Eukaryota, Metazoa, Annelida, Clitellata, Rhynchobdellida, Glossiphoniidae. The coding region runs from base 1 to 1953 and encodes 650 amino acids. Gene Ontology annotation, molecular function: ATP binding; ABC-type transporter activity; ATP hydrolysis activity. The transcript is spliced from 14 exons. The record is from RefSeq and is a predicted model, not a curated record.
AUGGCUGAAUUGUUGUCGGUACAAAUUCAAGUGCCACUUGUGAGAGGUGAGAAUGGACAGCUGGUGGAGAGGAAUGAUGUUCCCUCCCUUUCCCAGCAGUCUGGUGUCAGUCUGCCUCGUCUGAAGAAGGUCGACAAUCGUGACGUCAUCACAUUCGUGCCCUCUGCAUUCAGUCAACUGCCGAAAAUUAAAGCCAUUGAUAUCGAGUUCAAAGAUUUGACCUACUCAGUGAAGGAGGGUCGUAAAAAAGGUUUCAAAACAAUCUUGAAAAGUGUGUCGGGCAAGAUUAGGUCAGGCAAUUUGACGGUCAUCAUGGGACCGAGUGGUGCCGGCAAGUCCUCCCUCAUGAACAUUCUUGCCGGCUACAGAACCAAUUCAGUCGAAGGCGAAAUAACAGUGAAUGGAAAAGAUAGAGAUCCUCGAACAUUCCGCAAGAUGUCCUGCUACAUCAUGCAAGAUGAUAAUCUCCUCCCCCAUCUCAGCGUCAAGGAAGCCAUGAUGUGUGCUGCCAACUUGAAACUCACCGAAAAAAUGGGCAAGCAUGAAAAGCAGGCCAUUGUAGAAGAGAUAUUGGAGACACUAGGGUUGUUGGACAGUUUGAACACAAGAACAGAAAAGUUGUCAGGAGGUCAGAGGAAGAGGCUGUCCAUAGCUCUGGAACUUGUCAACAAUCCACCCGUCAUGUUCUUUGAUGAACCAACCAGUGGGUUGGACAGCCAGUCGUGCUUCCAGUGUAUAAGUUUGUUGAAGUCCCUGGCUCUGGGAGGCAGAACAAUCAUCUGCACCAUCCAUCAACCGAGUGCCAAACUGUUUGAGAUGUUUGACAAGCUGUACAUGUUGGCAGAGGGACAGUGCAUCUACAAUGGAAACAUCCCUGGACUUGUACCAUCCCUCGCAUCCCAGGGCCUCAACUGCCCAUCCUACCACAACCCCGCAGAUUAUGUGAUGGAGGUGUCGUGUGGUGAGUACGGAGAUGUCAUCCCCAGGCUGGUCAUGGCCGUGAGGGAGGGCAAGUUCAAGAAGUACCAACGAAUCGACAAGAGGAUCUCGUUGAAGGCAUGUAUGUUUAUUAUGCAGUCUUCCUAUGAAUACGAGUGCCACACCUUCGCCACCAGUUGCUUCACGCAGUUCAGAGUCCUCUUCAUACGCACGUUCAUAUCCAUUAUGCGAGAUGCUACGUUAACUCGACUUCGCCUGUUCUCACACGUGGUCAUCGGCAUCCUCAUCGGUCUGCUCUACCUCAACAUCGGCAACGAGUCCUCGAAGGCCUACAACAAUGCCGGCUGUCUCUUCUUCUGCAUGCUCUUCCUCAUGUUCACCGCUCUCAUGCCCACUGUCCUCACCUUCCCGAUCGAAAUGGGUGUGUUCAUUAGGGAACAUUUGAAUUAUUGGUACAGUCUGAAAGCUUAUUACCUGGCCAAGACCUUAGCCGAUUUGCCAUUCCAGAUCAUCUUUCCAAUCAUAUACUGCAGCUUUGUUUACUGGAUGACCAACCAACCUAAUGAUUUCUUCAGGUUCUCGAUGUUCCUGUUGUUGUCAGUGCUUGCCUCGCUGGUUGCUCAAUCGCUUGGUUUGCUGGUUGGAGCGGGAACAUCACUACAGGUGGCCGUGUUUCUCGGGCCCGUGACAGCCAUACCCGUUCUUCUCUUCAGCGGCUUCUUCGUCAACUUCGAAACUAUGCCCAAGUACCUGCAAUGGCUCUCCUACAUCUCAUACAUCAGGUACUCCUUCGAAGGCACCUUACUAGCAAUAUAUGGAUUCGAUCGAGAGCCUCUGAACUGCAACAAGGACGACACCUUCAUGUGCCACUUCAAGGACCCGAAAAACAUUCUGAAGGAGUUGGAUGUGGAGAACGCCAACCUGACCAUCGACAUUGUCAUUCUCUGCGUCAUAUUUCUUUUGUUGCGAGUCGGCUGCUACGUAGUUUUGAGAUGGAGGGUUAAAGUUCAUUGA